This is a messenger RNA of Andrographis paniculata, 1705 nucleotides long. RefSeq lists its product as uncharacterized. The record is from RefSeq and is a predicted model, not a curated record. The transcript is spliced from 5 exons. NCBI's taxonomy places the organism in Eukaryota, Viridiplantae, Streptophyta, Magnoliopsida, Lamiales, Acanthaceae. Bases 236 to 1561 code for a protein of 441 amino acids. Gene Ontology annotation, biological process: protein transport.
CGAAGAAAAUUAUUCCCUACGCGCUUUGUCAUAUUCGGAAAAAACAUUAAACCAAAAUUCUUGCCAUUUUCUAAUUCUUCUUACGUGCAUUAAACAAACAAUACAAUACAAUCCAAUCCAAUCCUCGUAUAUAACAGACUCAGUUAUCUCUGCUUAACAGCUACCCAUCUAUCCUGUCCUGUUCUGUGCUACCCUAGUAAUUAAAUUAAUAGUCAUUCAUAUUCUCCCUAAUCCUAUGGGCAAAAAGCUUGAUGCUUUGCUAGGGAGAGGCUUCAAGACCUCAAAGUUCAGGGCCACGGCGGCCAUGGCCGUUUCCCGGUCGGCGGUGCUCAAGAACCAGCGCCGGGCACGGUGCACCGUCGCCCGCUCCGACGUGGCAGAGCUUUUGAAAACUGGCCACCAUGAAAGAGCACUUCUCAGGGUUGAGCAAGUGAUCAAGGAGCAGAAUAUGUUGGAUGUGUUGGUUCUAUUGGAAGGGUAUUGUCAUCUGUUGGUGGAGAGGAUCAGCCUUAUCGAGCAGGAUAAGAUUUGUCCUGAAGAGUUAAAGGAAGCUGUGUCGAGUCUGAUAUUUGCAUCGACACGAUGUGGGGAGUUCCCCGAGCUUCAAGAGAUUCGGGCAAUAUUCACUUCCCGUUUCGGGAAGGAAUUCGCAGCUCGGGCCGUGCAGUUGCGCAACCAUUGUGGAGUAAGCCCCAAGGUUAUACAAAAGCUGUCGACUCGGCCUCCGAGCAUGGAGACCAAAUUGAAGGCUAUCCAGGAGAUUGCUACAGAUAACAACAUUGAUCUUCCUAUGGAGACCUUAACCGGUACGAUAAUGAAAAAUGAGACAUGGGAUCAGAGCAAGAGGCCAGGCCCUUCAUCAUCCCACUCAAGAGUUUCUUCGGAUCCAUUGGCGAACAAACCAAUACAGCUGGAUGAGAAGGAAAUGGACGAAGAUCUUUCAGGUUCAUUUAAAUUGAGGAGAAGGUACACAGAUGUGGCCGAUGCAGCUCAGGCAGCAUUUGAGUCCGCUGCUUAUGCAGCAGCAGCUGCCAGGGCAGCUGUGGAACUGUCUAGAUCCGAGUCCACGGAUCCAGAUGAUCCCAACAGCCCCAAUUUCCGACCCAAGAAAGUUUCAACAGUUCGUGAUCCAAUGGAGGCUCACAAGGAAAAUUUACAUUUUGAGAAAAUACACCCGGAAAGAAGUUUGAAAGAUGCAGAUGGAAUGGAACAGAUUAAGCCAAAGAACAAAGAGGUUGAAUUCAAGAGAUCGUAUUCUGGAUCAAGCUCGGAUUCACUAGAUGACCAUGUGAAAGGAGUUAAAAUAUUAUCCGACGAAGAGGGCAAGCUUAAACAAGAAGACUUCGCAUUUAAUGGAAGUGAUAGUGAAGAUGAGGAAAAGCUUUCCAUACCUAGGACUUACCACAGGAGGAACGGGGCUCAAGUUGGAUUGACAUUCGAGCCAGGACUUGGAUGUUCUCCAGCACGAUUUGACACUGAGGAAAGAUUUCAAAGUGCAGAAGGUUUAAACAUUAAUAGGAGGCCAAUGUCAGUCAGGACCUUACGGGCAAAUGGACGAUGACAAACUACUAUUUGUGGGGAGGUACUGUAACUAUUUUGGGUUGGUUUUCCUGUCUUAUGAGAUUCUUCUUGUUCUUUUAUUUCAUUGCUUGUAAGUAUGCGAAAUUUCUAAUGAUUUUUGCCCAGCUGAGUUUUAGAUAGUUAA